This is a messenger RNA of Trichoplusia ni (cabbage looper), 1128 nucleotides long. RefSeq names its product piggyBac transposable element-derived protein 2-like. The transcript has 3 exons. Bases 1 to 1128 code for a protein of 375 amino acids. Lineage: Eukaryota; Metazoa; Arthropoda; Insecta; Lepidoptera; Noctuidae. The record is from RefSeq and is a predicted model, not a curated record.
AUGCCGCGAUUACUAGAAAGCGAAAUAACAAAGUAUUUAGAAACUCUUGAAGAUUCAGAAGAUGGCUUAGACGGCUCGGACUCCGAAGUAGAGGAUGAAGGUCACUAUUAUCAAACAGCUCGAGAUGUUCUUCGGGACCUUGAAAAUAGUGAUGAAGGUGAGAAUGCCCAGUCUGAUGAAGUGGAUGCUGAUCCUCCUCUCGUAAUUGACAACGAUCAAAAUAUGCCAGACCCUCCUAUUUUGGAAGCCGGAGAAGCAGUACCCCAGAAUCAUCCAGACUAUGACAGGCUAUUCAAAAUAAGACCUCUUGAGGAAAUGCUCAACUGCCAGUUUGGAAAGGUUCCCUUAGACCAAAGGCUUUCCAUAGACGAGCAGAUGUGUGCAACCAAAAUGAGCCAUUACAUAAAACAAUACAUGCCCAAUAAACCCCACAAGUGGGGGUUCAAAUUAUAUCUCAUCUGCAGUCUACAAGGAUAUGCUCAUAGAUUUGAGGUUUACAGUGGAGGGGGCUCCAAAAAUAACAUCUUACCUGGUGAGCCAGAUUUGGGAGAGUCUGGAAAUACAGUCGUCAGGUUAGCUAGAAUGGUACCACGCAAUGUGAAUCACAUUAUAUACUUCGACAACUUCUAUACUUCUGUGCCUCUCGUCACCUAUUUAGCUAAGGAAGGAAUUUUCUCACUGGGAACAGUAAGAGUAAACCGAUUGAGAAACUGCAAAUUGCCUGACAAAAACACUAUAAUGAAAAAGAACGUACCCAGAGGAUUCUAUGAGGAAAACGUGGCGACUGUGGAUGAUAUUGACGUAAGUGCUGUUGUGUGGAAAGAUAACAAGCCCGUUAACCUUCUUUCCACUUACGUAGGAGCAGAACCAGCAAUCACAGUCACGCGCUUUGAUAAAUCGAAGAAAGAGAGAGUUGCUAUUCCAUGCCCCAAAGUCAUCAAGGAGUACAAUGCUCACAUGGGGGGCGUGGACUUAUUAGAUUCAUUUAUAGGUCGUUAUCACAUCACAAUGAAGAGCCGCAAGUGGACCAUGCGCUUAUUUUAUCAUUUCCUGGACCUCGCAGUUAUAAAUUCAUGGGUUAUGUUCAAGAAGGCUGACAAUUUAAUGCCCAUCGCUGCAAACGACUAG